Molecule: messenger RNA, 300 nt
Organism: Wallemia ichthyophaga EXF-994
Lineage: Eukaryota; Fungi; Basidiomycota; Wallemiomycetes; Wallemiales; Wallemiaceae
Exons: 2
Coding region: 1-300 (99 amino acids)
Source: RefSeq, a predicted model, not a curated record
AUGCCGCUGACUAAGAAACAAAUAUUAGCGUCAUCUGCGUUUGUUAUUCCGGCUAGCCUUGUUUUAGGCGUAUACCUCCGCGAACGGCAGCAGGAUGUACAUCCAGAUAUAGCGCAAACCACACAGAGAGAACCCAUACAAAACACUCAAGAUCUUCACAACCACAUGCAAUCCAAGCAAUUCCAGCAAUCCUACCAUUCCCAACUGAAAUCACUCAAACAAGAGCAUUUCUUCCUCGACAAUCAACUCAACAGGCUUGAAGAGAAAAUAAAGAAUACUGAACAACGUAUGCAUGUGUAG